AUGGAUGGUGGAACAGUCAAUGUCGAGGCCGGCGACCUGUUCCCUGGAGAGACCUACUGGCGCGAUAAAUACGAAUGGUUGCACAGCUGCGGGUAUAAGCUUCGAGAUCGCUACAAGCCCGAUUGGGUGCCUUCAUGGAGGGACAAGAGCGACGUGUACUAUCAUGACCAGGAGGACUCAUACCCAAUCCUGGAUACUCGCGCCGCAGACGCCAUCCGUGUUGCCGAUGGAACCCCUGUUGCUCUGAAGCGUAUAUAUCCCGACGUGAAUUCGUAUGAAGAACCUGUUAUCAUCAAGCUCGGUAGUGACCUACUCAACUCUGAUCCUCAUAAUCACUGCGUUCCGAUAUACGAAAUUCUGGAUGUUCCCGGCGAGAAUCACCGGCUCAUAGUCAUGCCGUUGCUUCGCAAAUAUGCGAACCCCGAGUUUGACACCAUUGGUGAAGUAGUAAGCUGCAUUCAACAGAUUUUCGAGGGAUUGCAUUUCAUGCACACCCACCGCAUUGCUCACCGAGAUUGCACCGCCAACAAUAUCAUGCUCGAUCCCAGGGAUAUGUAUCCCGAUGGAUUCCAUCCGGCGAAGCCCUCGAAAGCUAAAGACCUGAAAGGAGCUGCUCAUUACUAUACUCGAACCCAGCGUCCAUCACGGUACUACCUCAUAGAUUUCGGCUUGUCGAUGCUCUUCCCUCCUGAAGGGCCCCGGACCGCCAUCCCUACCAUGGGCGGAGACCGAUCCGUUCCUGAGUUUACCACCGAUUAUGAUGCGAUAUACGAUCCUUUCCCUGUGGACGUAUACUACCUCGGCAACUGGGUCCGGAAGUACAUCAUUGAGAAAUACCAUGGUUUCGACUUCCUAUCAGACCUUAUGAACGAUAUGAUGGUUGUCGACCCGAGCAAACGACCGACGAUGGACGAUGUCAUGGAUCGGCUUGAUAAAAUCGUGAAAUCCACCGGUUCAUGGAGACUGCGCUCACGGGUUGCGGCUCGCGACGAACAUUCAAUCAUGGGCUUGUAUCGCGCUAUAGGACACUGGAAACGGCGUGUGAUCUUCAUUGUUAUGCGCACCCCGGCCAUCCCUACCCCGGCGCCUGGUCCUCCUACAUAUAUGCAACGUAGAGCACCGCCAGAGGGCUCGUCAAGCACGAGGAAAUCAUCUGUGCCAGCAGAACCUGCCUCCGAGACGGAGGCCAGUGCGCAUCCGCCUGUUACCACAUAG
Punctularia strigosozonata HHB-11173 SS5 is the source of this 1215-nucleotide messenger RNA. RefSeq names its product kinase-like protein. Gene Ontology annotation, cellular component: cytoplasm. Gene Ontology annotation, molecular function: protein serine/threonine kinase activity; ATP binding. Gene Ontology annotation, biological process: intracellular signal transduction; protein phosphorylation. NCBI's taxonomy places the organism in Eukaryota, Fungi, Basidiomycota, Agaricomycetes, Corticiales, Punctulariaceae. The transcript is spliced from 5 exons. Bases 1 to 1215 code for a protein of 404 amino acids. The record is from RefSeq and is a predicted model, not a curated record.